AUGAUGAUGGCCUCCCCCAUUAUCACUCCCCACUCCCGCACCCUCACCCACACCCCCUCCCCCUCCUCCUCCCCCAAACUCGUCCCCGUGCCCAGCACCUUCGCACCCCUCUCCCACCUCUCCCUCUCCACCACCCACUCUUCCAGCACCUCGCCCACCACCACUCCUGGCCCACUCAGCCAGAGCGCACCUACCCGCAGCUACGUCCGUGGCCCCCAAGCGCGACCCUAUGGUCCCUCGUCCAUCAAGAAGAAGGAGCUCGACGCAGACAGCAGGCACUUUGCCGAGCUCGUCGCGAGGUCUGUCGACGAUCGGCGCGGCUCGCCUUCCAGGGAGAAGGGGCUGAUCGAGAUGGUGGAGAAUGUCACUAUCGAGGAGCAUGAGGAGCGUACAGAGGCGCGCAAGAUUGAGCAGCGAAAGCAGCUGGGACGGAUGCAGAGUCUCGGUGGGAGCUGGGAGAAUGAACGCGCCGAGUUGAUUGUGGAUUACCCCGUCUGGAGUCCUGGUUGUUUCCAAGACUUGUCCACAUUGCACACACUGCGCGACAAGACCCUCGCACACACCCACUCCCUCCUCUCCCACCUGCUCAACACCCACUCGACCACGACGACCUACCGCCUCCUCGCCCGCUCUGCCACGCCCCCCAAACCAUCCUCCACCCGCCCGUCGCCAUUUCACCACGGCUGGGGCUGUAUCCGCCUCGCUCCUUCCCACGCUGCCGAGUCUGGCAAGAAGGCCGCCCAAGUGCGUCGCACGAGUCUCGUCCAAGCUGGCAAACCCAACUUUUCCCCGCGCCUCUCUCUCCCCCGCUUGCCACUGCACGCCACAAGCGCUAUCGACUCUUCGUCAGACGAAGAGUCUCCUGCCAACUCGCCCCGUGUUUCGGCGCGAGACUAUCGUGAAAUCAGGUUGCGCUCAGGGUUCAGCUCGGGGAGUAGUGAUGAGGAGGAUGAGGCGGGGGAUGAAGAGGAGAGUGCGGAUGUUAUCGUGGCGAAAGAGAUUGAAAAGAGGGGUGGCAAGGAAGGGACGGUAUUCUUGAUGACCCUCUUCGGUCAACCCGCCCUCAUCCUCACCUAA
Molecule: messenger RNA, 1077 nt
Organism: Cryptococcus wingfieldii CBS 7118
Lineage: Eukaryota; Fungi; Basidiomycota; Tremellomycetes; Tremellales; Cryptococcaceae
Exons: 3
Coding region: 1-1077 (358 amino acids)
Source: RefSeq, a predicted model, not a curated record